Molecule: messenger RNA, 5382 nt
Organism: Asterias rubens (European starfish)
Lineage: Eukaryota; Metazoa; Echinodermata; Asteroidea; Forcipulatida; Asteriidae
Product: ras-related protein Rab-4B
Exons: 7
Coding region: 64-696 (210 amino acids)
Biological process (GO): regulation of endocytosis; Rab protein signal transduction
Cellular component (GO): endosome
Molecular function (GO): GTP binding; GTPase activity
Source: RefSeq, a predicted model, not a curated record
UUGACGGGCGUACGCAGUUGUGAUAAUCGACGUCGUCGUGUUGCCUUCCAAAAACACGAUAAAAUGUCGGAGUCUUACGAUUUUUUGUUUAAGUUCCUCGUAAUCGGAAGUGCUGGUACUGGUAAAUCAUGCAUCCUUCAUCAGUUUAUUGAAAGCAAAUUCAAACAAGAUUCAAAUCACACAAUUGGUGUUGAGUUUGGAUCGAAGAUCAUCAACGUCGGUGGCAAGUCAGUCAAACUACAAAUAUGGGACACAGCGGGUCAAGAAAGAUUUAGAUCUGUCACGAGAAGUUACUACAGAGGGGCAGCAGGGGCCCUACUUGUCUAUGAUAUUACAAGUCGUGAAACAUACAAUGCACUCACAAAAUGGCUGACAGACGCACGGACAUUGGCUAGUCAUAACAUUGCAAUCAUCCUGUGCGGGAACAAGAAGGAUCUCGACGCAGACAGAGAAGUUACAUUCCUUGAAGCCAGCAGAUUUGCACAAGAAAAUGAGAUGAUGUUUUUGGAGACAAGUGCGUUGACUGGAGAAAAUGUAGAGGAGGCUUUCUUGAAAUGUGCAAGGUCGAUACUCACCAAGAUUGAAUCAGGUGAAUUGGACCCAGAGAGGAUGGGAUCUGGCAUUCAGUACGGCGACUCCACACUCCGCAAAGUCACAAGGACACCGGCCAAUGCAGACAAUAGAUGUGGCUGUUGAAUAUUCAUGAGAUGCAAGUAUUCCUGGCAGCUAGCGAUGGAAGUCAACAAUAUACAGAUAUUUCAGUGUAGGAUGGGUUGCUCUAUUAUUACCGUGGGGGGUUUGUGUUUUAGUUCUUGUCCUUAAUUGGAUACUUAACAUUCAGUUACGUUUUUGAGGUGAUAAUACGACUUUCAAUGUCAAUCUUUUUUUCAAAUGUGAAACAGGAUCUGGACACUGAUAUUUUACAGAACAAAAUUUAAAGUAACAUUUUAAUGUUGGUGGCACUUUUUACAGGUAUGGUCAGCGAAAAAUUUAAGAUUUCUUUUUCAAAAGUAUUCAACUUAGAAAAAAACCUUCCACACUUUUGAUGUCAUUUUUGACCAGAUCAGUAAAGGAUUUGUGGCUACCGAUUCACCAUAUGAAGGUUGUCUAUUGAAUUUACUGGUACCACGAUAUAAACAGACCCACGGUAAUAUGAGGCAUGACUACACAUAAGGAUUGUGUUUCUGUUAAUAUGCAAGUUCAAAAGCCUUGUCAAAGUGCAUAUAGACAGAACAAAGCUUUGUUGUGCUGGAGAGUCUUUGUAUGAAAUACAAGGUCAUCCAUUGUGAGAUCGUUACAAAAAGAAAGGACAACUUAUUAUCAAUGUCCUCAUGCUGGAGAGCUCAGUUUUAUGCCAAUGAAUUAAUAGACCCCUCACAUAAAAUAUGUAAAUUGCACAUAGCGCUUGCACACUUUUGGUUGGCAAAAUGAGGGAACGCUGAGCUGUUUUUGUAUGCGGCUAUUGGCUGCGUAACGCAGAUUCGAUUGUGCAUCCGCCGAGUGCACAUCUCUAUGGUGUUUACAAACCAAUAUGGUUUGUACGCAAGCGUGAUUAUAAUUAGCAUGUUUCAUUGGAAGGUUCUAUUGUUUAUAGUAGGACUUGUUUGCCUUCAAUUAUUGCCUUUCAAUCAUCAACCUUCUUGCUGUUGGUAACAUCUUUACGAGAGUUGACAAACGUUUUAAAACCAUUCAUGAGUGUUUUGUGUAGAUGCAUUCAACACGUGAUAUUAUAUUGCAGGCUGGCGUAGUUCAUCUGUCGUUUAAAACCACAGUGGAUGAUUUUGAAUGGUCAGACAGUCGGAGGGUUUUAAUGAGCAAAAUGGUUUGAAUGGUAAAUGCACUAUCGAAGCUCUGCUCAGUGCAAUAAUAAUGCAACAGGCAUUAGAUGGUUGUGCAGUCCAUUUUGUCCAACAGGGUGCCUGUUGUGGGUUGAAGGCAGAACUUUUAUGUUUUAACGAUUAUGCCCAUAUCAUGUUAUGGAGAAUGCUGAAAAUGUCUGUAUAUUGUCCAAAUCUAGAGAAGUAGAGCUUUAUGUAUAUAUUUUACUACCAGGGUUUACUAAACCAAGUUUAUGUAUUAUCAUUUUCCUUCCCCUAUAGGGGUGCCAUGGUUCUCUUGUUGUCGUUGUUUUUCUUGGUUCUUCCUGUUCUUUUCACAGUCGUAGUUUUACGAAAAGGGCUAAUGUCAUCUGUCACUCGGGAGGAAAAGCAUUUUGUAAACAAAAUUCUAGCCGUGAUAUAAUAUGUUGUGUAUCUUGAAACACGGUGUUACAUCAUGGCCAACACAAAUGUAUUCAAGUUUACUUUGUUUGAAUUUAAAAUUAGCUGUGUUCAUGUCGGCUCAUUGUCACUGAAAAAGCUCACAUUUGCAAAGCAGUCAUACAUGUAACAUCUUUGCACGAUUUGAGUAAGCCAUGCUUUAUUAAAUCAGGCAUUGUUGCUUGGGUGGCUAGUUGGAUGGCAUGAAUGGCUAGUGCUACCGCGCUUACCACUUCCCCGCAGAGCCCUGGUUCGAUUCCAAACUGGGGCCGUACAUGUAAGUAGAGUUUUGUAUCAAUGGUUCUUGCCUGUGCCAUGAGGUUUUUCUCCAGACCCGCCAGCUUGGCUGGCUACUAAAUGUGAACUUGCAUACUUGCGGCUGUGAUGUUCAAAAUUCACCUACUCUGUUGCGAGUAAGGAUUAUUAGCCUCCAAAACUAGUCAUUAUUAUUAUAAUAGAAUGAAGAAUCUUUUAAGAGUUGCCCUGGGGAUUUCUUCUUAAGAGCUCAGAAAGCACCUAGAAGAUAGUUUUGUAAUCAUACACAAGCCUGAAUGCUUUACAGAAGCAGUGGAGGCAAUUACCUUGGUGCCCCUUGUAACGUUCCAACAAAUAUUUCCAACUUCCUCAAGGAGGUGCCCUUUACAAAAGGAGAAAAUUACGUGGUGCCCAUGCCCUUUCAGGAACAAAGCAUCACGCCUGCAUAAAUUCUUAAUGAACGAACUGGAAUUAAUAUUUGUAUUUCCAUCAUAUUUUUACAAGAACGAAAACCUUUCCAUGUUUGACUCCAUUUUGGUACAGAAACUGUAAAACAACAGCUUUUAAGAAGGCAUUCAAAAUGUUUACCAGAAUGAGAAAUUCCUAGCUGCUCGGAAAGCUCAUUCAUCAUGUUAAAAAAAGUGUAAAUAGUCCAAUGUAUAAAUUAGUAUUACCAUCAAGAUGAAUUGUUUUUUCUUGUACUUUCAAUCACUUUCAUAAUUUGUAUGUCACAAAUGCAUAGUUUAGGUAACACCCCAAAAUCACCGCUGAGAUUUUAGGUCCGAUAAAAAUGAAUGCAGGCGCAAUAAAUAUAGAUGACGCUUUAAUAUAUACUGAAUGAUGUUAACAUUUUUGAAGGAAUGAAAUGGUGAUAGCCGUGUACAUGUUAAUAUUAAUACGAACAGUAGUUGGAAUUGUGUGCUGAGGUGUAUUUUUCUCUUACAAAAAACAUCGGAAGUCUUGAGAAAACGACUUCUAAAGCCUGGUUCAUCCUGCGAAUGCGAAGCCAAUUUUGAUGCCACAGCCCUGUUUUCACAGCGAAUGUUUUGCAAGUGUUGAGCAGUUUUCAACUGACACGAUUAUUUGUUGUGAAUUUGUGAUGUCAAAAUUCGUUUCGCAUUUGCAGGAGGUAUGAACCCAACUUGUUGCUUUGUUUGCUGAUCAAUGGUUUGGAAGUCAUCGAAAAAAACUGACUUUCAAGACACCCCCCACUUUCAAAUCUAACUUGAAGUGUCGAAACUGAUACUUAAAAUACUGUCAGAUUGUAAGCAGUUGAUAUGAUACUGUCCAAAUUCUGGUUAGCUGAAGAACUUUGUGGUUUGCGGAAAAAACCUUUGCUUUGGUUGUUUUUAUAAACUGCGCAAGGAGAGUAUGGCCGGUUCCAGGUGACGACUACGGCUUUGGGUUCGGCUCAGGCUAGCUUGGCCCCGCCGGUUGUUUUGACAAUUGCGCGUGCUUUGCGUAUGCGCACUCAGUCUCAGGGCUUCAGACGAGAGGACGGAGCCUCAAGCCGAAUCCGAAGCCGUGGUUUUGAAAAGGGCCAUAGUGUCUCAAGUUCUGAAGGCAGGCCCUUCUACAUGUUCCAUUACAUCAUGUCCAGUCUUAAGCUUCACACAACUUCACCUCAAUAUUUGCUAGGCUAGAAGUAACGUUAUAUGGCAUUGUAUAUCACCAAUAGGCCUAAUCACCAACAAUCUGUAUGAUGUAGAGACUAACAUUACAUUUGUUUACAGAGGGGCUUUAAGGUCGAAUUAAGUUUUGCGAUGCACUCAUUUGCCAAUGCCAACAAAUAGAGUCCUUGUUUGAGUUUAAACAAUUUUUUAGUCUCUUUACUUCACGUUAUAAUUGUCAUUGAAUUUUAUACUCGUCCGCAGCGAAAAUUAAAGCAUGAAGUCAUUUGGUGUCAACAAAAAAAUAAUGAUGUUUUGAUUUAAAAUCAUGGAUAUUCAGAAAGGAGUUUUAAAAAGAAUUUGAAAUUACCUCUUUGAUGUGUUUGUAUGUCAAAACAUUUUGCACCGCAUGGGUAUGAAACACUUGGUAUUUAACACCGUUUAAUUAUUGUUAAGACACUUGUAAGUGUUUUUUAUGAGGAAUAUAUUCGCAUAACUCAAUUUGACCUCGGAGCCCCUCUUUAACUGUCAUUACUUUGCUAAUUAAUUGUCAUAUAAUAUGUGUAAAUAGCCAUUUUACUUGAUUGUAUGUACAUGUAUAUCCAAGAGAAUAAGCCUUCAAUAGUAAUCUUUCUUUGCAUUCAUGAAAAGAAUGUAUAAACUUAGUGAAUCGGUGAACCAGAAUACUGUUAAGCAAAAAAUACUACUUGAAAAAAUUUCUCUGCUAGGCAAAAAUUGAAUGGGCACCAGUGAUGACAAUGUAAACUUUAUGGAAUUUCGGCUGGUUGUCUUUUUGUUAAGCAAUUAGUUUCUGCUCUUAGCAAGUUUUUGUGCUUUCAGGCUUUAUGAAAUUGGCCAAGAUAGAUGGCGCUGGCAAGUGUAACAAAACAAAAUCAGCACUACAGAGUACAAUUGAAGAAAAUUCUGGGCGUAAAAGUUACUUUUAAACAAUAGCAUUAAAAAUCAGAUUAUUUGUGUGGAUACAAAUGUACAGAUUCAGUUUUUCAGUUAUUAAUGUCAAGAUGUAUAGCAAUUUAAUAAUAAUAUUUAACUGUCUGAUGCGUAUUUUUUUGUAGACGAUUCUUUUUUUUUUGUACGAGAUGCUCAUGUCUGUUGCUAAGAAUAGAGUACAUAUAAAUGAUGGCACUUUAUAAUUCAAUAAAUUAUGAUAUUUGACUAAUGUGAAGCAAUUAAUUUUAUUGAAAUUUGUUGAUGAUUCAAAUGAUUCAGCUGUUAAAAAAGAGGACAUGUUGAAUAGA